AUGGAUUACAACUUCAGAACCUCAUUUCUAUGUGAACCAUCCAGAGAUGACCCAAGAUCAGCAAAUACAGAUUUUAAGCCCAGCCAAGGACCUGCUCUCCAAAAGGCAGAAGAUAUCUCUGAGUUUCAGAACACUAAGCACAGCUUAUUUCAAAACACCAGGGCUUCCUGUGCAAGGAAGGAACUGCAAAGACUCUAUAAGUCAUUUCAUUUAUGGCUGCAGCCAGAAAAACACAAAAAGGAUGAAACUAUUUUUCAGGUAGCUCUGGAACAGUUUAUGAUCAAUAAGCACUGCAGUGAAAGGUCUACUUUGAAAGAGAAAUGGGAAUCAAAUGGUGGAAACCUGGAGAAAUUCAUGGAAGACCUGAGUGACGAUGGCACGAGGCCACCUGGCUUAGUGAAAAAUGUCCAUGUCCACAUGCAGGGAGAGGAAGCCCUCUUUUUUGAGAUUAUGCCUUUAAAAGAAGUCAUUGUUCAUCUAACAAAACAGUUGUCAAUAGGAACCACAGCAGGGGUAAACAUGGCGACACCCUCCUGGACUGUGCAAAAUACUUCCCUGGAAACAGGACAAAGUGAGUGGGGAAACCCCAGGUACCAGAGAAAUGAAGAUAAAGAAAAUGGUGGCAACAUUUCUUUGAAAACUUGGCAAGUAAAUGACAGUAUUACUAGUCCAAGCAAUCAAGCAACUUCCCUACUCAUUAUCCAAGAAGAGAACAGUCUGAGGCCUGAAGAAGGAGGUGUUUGUUUGGAGAAUCCUCUCAGCUCCAGAAGAGCUGGUCCAGGCCCUUUCAGGUCCCAGGAAGGGUCCCUGAAAGGACCCUCUUAUCAAGAUGUCCUUAUGGAGGUGGAACCAGUGUUUCUUUCCAAGCCAGAACAGGUCACCCUUGAGCCUGUUUCUACCCACCAGAGCACCGAGGGGAACUCUGCACAUGGGGAACACCAAGAAAGAGUCCAUGGAGCCCCAAAAGUAUACAAAUGUGAGACGUGCCCCAAGAUCUUUAGGUAUUCCUCUCGGUUAAAAGUUCACCAGAAAAGACACAAUAAUGAGAGAACAUAUAUUUGUGCCAAGUGUGGCAAAGGCUUCUUCCAGGCAUCAGACCUACAUGUGCAUCAGAGGAUUCAUGCAGGAGAGAAGGCUUUCAUGUGCAGCGUGUGUGAAAUGGCCUUCAGCCACAAAACCAACCUUCGGGCUCACGAGAGAAUCCACACGGGAGAGAAGCCCUAUGUAUGUUCCCUUUGCCAGAGACGCUUCCGCCAGUCCUCCACCUACCACCGCUGCCUUAGGUUUCACCAGAAAAUUGCCCUCAAAAUUGUUCCCUCUUGGGACUUCUCUGGAAUGUGA
Delphinapterus leucas (beluga whale) is the source of this 1341-nucleotide messenger RNA. The record is from RefSeq and is a predicted model, not a curated record. NCBI's taxonomy places the organism in Eukaryota, Metazoa, Chordata, Mammalia, Artiodactyla, Monodontidae.